GUCUGCGUUUCCGCCUUUCCUUUUGUUUUUCUCAGGUUUUGCGUGGGAGGCGGUCCCGGGAUUUCAAGGGUCUACGCGCUUUUCUAUGGCGAAUGCAACCCGAUGAGGGAGUGGGGUUCCGAACUGACCUCCAGUCAGGUCCAUCACUGCAUCUUGGUAUUUGCUGUUCCUCUGUCCUGACUUGAUCUUGCACUCAGGAAAGAUCUUCAAGAAUUACCUAAUUUUGGUCUGGCGCGGUGGCUCUCGCCUGUAAUCCCAGCACUUUGGGAGGCCGAGGCGGGUGGAUCACCUGAGGUCAGAAAUUCGAGACCAGCCUGACCAACAUGGUGAAACCCCGUCUCUACUAAAAAUACGAAAAGUAGCCGGGCGUGGUGGCGCAUGCAUGUAAUCCCAGCUACUGAGGCGGAAAAUUGCUUGAACCCGGGAGGCGGAGGUUACAGGUAGCCAAGAUCGCACUAUUGCACUCCAGACUGGACAACAAGAGCGAAACUCCGUCUCAAAAAAAAAACAAAAACAAAGAAUUACCUAAUUUUGCCUCAUUUGUUAGAAGAAAAAGAUUUUUUUUGUUUUUUUGUUUGUUAAGGUCACUGACUUGUUCAGGAUCACAGUUAGUUAGUAGGGAAGACUAAGUCACAUCUCCUGACCCCUAAGCCAGUACUGUCUACUUUUCCACACACAUCAAAGCAAGUUUAAAAUAUCCCUUUGAGAAAUAGCAACAAAGUUAGAUGAAGAAAUUAAAACUGAUUUUUUCUUUGAAGCACUGCCGCUUAUGGCUUUCUGUGGAGUAACUCACCAGAGGUUAAGUAACAUUACUGGGAAAAUAGAUAGCUUAGUCCUAUUUUUUACAAUGGUUUUAGUGUUAAUGUUCCUUCAUUAAAUAUAUUGUUAACUUGUUUGGCCAAUAUUAUCAUUAUACUUUUUUUGUGAACACCGAGGGAGAUUGAAAUCCUUAGGAAGCAAAUAUUUACUUUCACCCGGUAAAAAAUCUUGUGCCCAAGAGCUACAUAAUUAUGUUGGAGUUAUUCUUUCACCAUUUCUACCGCCUAUUCCGAAGUGUUCUUCCACCAUUUCUACCCCCUAUUCCAAAGUGUCAGAGGACUUUGAUAUUCUCCCAGAGGAAGCAUUUUACCUAGUGGCUGUAUCUUCAGAGUUGUCUCCGUCUUUCCAAGAACAGAACAAAAUGAACAAGCAGUGAUCCCUAAAAGAUGUGCCCUAGAGGAUAUCCGGAACAAUCCAAUUGGAUGUCUUCUCCGCUGUACUCCACAGAGGUUUCAAAUAUAAUGGUAGAACAGAAGUCCCAGGAGUCAGUAUCAUUUAAAGAUGUGACUGUGGGCUUCACCCAGGAGGAGUGGCAGCACCUGGACCCUAGUCAGAGGGCUCUGUAUAGAGAUGUGAUGCUGGAGAACUACAGCAACCUUGUCUCAGUGGGGUAUUGUGUUCACAAACCAGAGGUGAUCUUCAGGCUGCAACAAGGAGAAGAGCCAUGGAAACUGGAGGAAGAAUUCCCAAGCCAAAGCUUUCCAGUCUGGACAGCUGAUCACCUGAAAGAGAGGAGCCAAGAAAACCAAUCUAAACAUUUGUGGGAAGUUGUAUUCAUCAAUAAUGAAAUGCUGACUAAGGAACAAGGUGAUGUAAUAGGAAUACCAUUUAAUGUGGACGUAAGCUCUUUUCCUUCCAGAAAAAUGUUCUGUCAGUGUGAUUCAUGUGGAAUGAGUUUCAACACUGUUUCAGAAUUGGUUAUCAGUAAGAUAAACUAUUUAGGAAAAAAGUCUGAUGAAUUUAAUGCCUGUGGGAAAUUGUUACUCAAUAUUAAGCAUGAUGAAACUCAUACUCAAGAGAAAAAUGAAGUUUUGAAAAAUAGGAACACACUGAGUCAUCAUGAGGAGACUUUGCAGCAUGAGAAGAUUCAAACUUUAGAGCACAAUUUUGAAUACAGUAUAUGUCAGGAAACCCUCCUUGAAAAGGCAGUAUUCAAUACACAGAAGAGAGAGAUCGCAGAAGAGAAUAACUGUGAUUAUAAUGAAUUUGGGAGAACUUUGUGUGAUAGUUCAUCCCUCUUGUUCCGUCAGAUAUCUCCAUCAAAGGACAAUCACUAUGAAUUUAGUGAUUGUGAGAAGUUCUUAUGUGUGAAGUCCACCGUUUCUAAACAUGGGGUAUCUAUGAAACACUAUGAUUGUGGUGAAAGUGGGAAUAAUUUCAGGAGGAAAUUGUGUCUGUCACACCUUCAGAAAGGUGAUAAAGGAGAGAAACACUUUGAAUGUAAUGAAUGUGGGAAAGCUUUCUGGGAGAAGUCACAUCUCACUCGGCAUCAGAGGGUGCACACAGGAGAGAAACCCUUUCAAUGUAAUGAAUGUGAAAAAGCUUUCUGGGAUAAGUCAAACCUCACUAAACAUCAAAGAUCACACACAGGGGAGAAACCUUUUGAAUGCAAUGAAUGUGGGAAAGCCUUUAGCCAUAAGUCAGCCCUCACAUUACACCAGAGAACACAUACAGGGGAGAAACCCUAUCAAUGUAAUGCGUGUGGGAAAACUUUUUGCCAGAAAUCUGACCUCACUAAACAUCAGAGAACACACACAGGGCUGAAACCCUAUGAAUGUUAUGAAUGUGGAAAAUCCUUCCGUGUGACUUCACACCUUAAAGUACACCAGAGAACUCACACAGGUGAGAAACCUUUUGAAUGUCUUGAGUGUGGGAAAUCCUUUAGUGAAAAGUCAAAUCUUACACAGCAUCAGAGAAUUCACAUAGGAGAUAAAUCUUAUGAAUGUAAUGCAUGUGGGAAAACUUUCUACCACAAGUCAUUACUCACCAGGCAUCAGAUAAUUCAUACAGGGUGGAAACCUUAUGAAUGUUAUGAAUGUGGGAAAACCUUCUGCUUGAAGUCAGACCUCACAGUACAUCAGAGAACACACACAGGGGAGAAACCCUUUGCAUGUCCCGAAUGUGGGAAAUUCUUUAGCCAUAAGUCAACCCUCUCUCAACAUUAUAGAACACACACAGGGGAGAAACCCUACGAAUGUCAUGAAUGUGGAAAAAUAUUUUACAAUAAAUCAUACCUAACUAAACAUAAUAGAACACAUACAGGGGAGAAACCCUAUGAAUGUAAUGAAUGUGGAAAAACCUUCUACCAGAAGUCACAACUCACUCAGCAUCAGAGAAUUCACAUAGGGGAGAAACCCUAUAAAUGUAAUGAGUGUGGAAAAGCUUUCUGCCAUAAGUCAGCUCUAAUUGUACAUCAGAGAACCCAUACACAAGAAAAGCCCUAUAAAUGUAAUGAAUGUGGAAAAUCUUUCUGUGUAAAGUCAGGACUUAUUUUCCAUGAGAGAAAGCACACGGGGGAGAAACCCUAUGAAUGCAAUGAAUGUGGGAAAUUCUUCAGGCACAAAUCAUCACUCACAGUACAUCACAGGGCUCACACAGGAGAGAAAUCUUGUCAAUGUAAUGAAUGUGGAAAAAUCUUUUACCGUAAAUCAGAACUUGCUCAACAUCAGAGAUCACAUACAGGGGAAAAGCCCUAUGAAUGUAACACAUGCAGGAAAACUUUCUCUCAAAAGUCAAAUCUCAUUGUACAUCAGAGAAGACAUAUAGGAGAAAACCUUGUGAAUGAAAUGGAUAUUAGAAAUUUCCAGCCACAAGUCAGCCUCCAUAAUGCCUCAGAGUAUUCACACUAUGGAGAAAGCCCUGAUGACAUCCUGAAUGUUCAGUAACUAUCCACAAACUCGCCUUAUGUUACUCCAAAGUAAUAGUAGGGGAUAAACCCAUAGACUACAACAAUUAUAGGACAGCUUUUGUUAGGAAGUGAUAUUCUAUGUAAUAUCAGAUGGUUAAUACGGGCAUAACACCUUACAGAUUUUUUUGAAUUUGUGAAAGUUUUUGGAAAAAAUGCAAAUAAGAUUAUGUUAGAAUUUACGCCGAGGAGAAAAUUGUCAAUUUAAGAAAUCUAAAGUGAAAAUUUUGCUUAGAAAUAAAAUACGACAAGUUAUGUUUUGAGUUUGAUGCCAUAAUAGUUUUUAGGGCACCUAACAAUAAUUUAUAGAUGUAUAUUGUGGAAUGUAAAGCUUUAAGAACUUAAAAAAAGGUAAUAAUUAAAAUAACCUCACAAGAAGUUUAAUGAGUAGAGAGAAUUCCCAUGUACACUUCACCAAACUUCCUCUAAGGAUAAUGUAUAAUCAUAGUAUAUGGUCAAGUCCAAGAAAUCGAUGUUACCUUGCUGGUAGAUACAGACUUAGUCAGAUUUUACUAUGGUUUGCAUGCACUCUGUGUGUGUGUGUACGUGUAUGUGUGUGUGUGUGGUUAUAUCAAACUUUUACCACUUUUACAUUUGAGUAACCAUCAACACGAUUAGUUUACAGAACUGAAAAGGAAUCUGAGAUCUGUACUGUAUCAGGAUUACAAAGGAUUUAGCCUCAAGUAGUUCCCUUUUUGUAUUAAUAACCACACGCUUCCUGCAACCCUAUCCCUUGCAUCCACUUGACUAUGAAGUUUUUUUAAAGCACAGAUAAAUUGAAUAAUCAGGGCAAUAGCAUUAAGCACAUCUGCGAAUUAUCCCUGAAGUUCAAAAGACUUACAUAUGUAUAAGUGGUAUGUGAUAUAAAUCGUGUGUUUCAUAUGCAUAAUGGAAUUUAACGUAAUUGUGAAUAGGAAGUAGGUAUCCUAGUUUAGUAGUGGUUACAUUAUCAGGCCCAUCCCAGAUAUUUGUCAUGUCCUGAAACAAUUUAAAAGGAGACCCACAGAGCUAAUGUUUAUCCAUUUAAAAGGUAUAAAUCAAAAUAACAAAUUAUCUAAAAAAAAUCUAUCCUGUACAUGUGAAGAUCUAGGCUUGCCUCCAUGUUACUCCCUUUCUCUUCCUACCUGUGGCUCAUGCCAUGCCAUGAAGUGCCUAGGGUACAUAUGUGAACAUUCCAGCCUUCAGCAUAAGUGAUAGUCCAAAUUUUCUUUAAGCAGCUGCUCUCCAAGACAGGGCCCUGGAAAGGCCCACACAUACAGCCCAGGGCUGCCCAGGGCUGUUGGACUGUCAUUUCAAGGCUCAUUGUCCCCAGACAGGGAUCUGGGCCCUCAGACUUUUGAGAAUAUGAAGAGGAGGGUUGAAGCUGGAGCAGAACCAGAAUCAAGCUGGUGUGGGGCUUUUAUUGACAGUGUGAAGAUUGUACACUAUAUUACAUGAUCAGAUCAUACAAAUAAUCUAAGAUUAUACAGUCUGGUGAUCCUAGAUUACACAAGUAAUCUAAGCUUCCACUUUAGGAAACUAGAAAAAGAAGAGCAAAUUAAAUCCAAAGUAACCUGAAAAAACGUUAGAGUAAAAA
Molecule: messenger RNA, 5300 nt
Organism: Pan troglodytes (chimpanzee)
Lineage: Eukaryota; Metazoa; Chordata; Mammalia; Primates; Hominidae
Gene: ZNF33A
Product: zinc finger protein 33A
Exons: 7
Coding region: 1206-3704 (832 amino acids)
Biological process (GO): negative regulation of transcription by RNA polymerase II; regulation of immune system process; regulation of cytokine production
Cellular component (GO): nucleoplasm; nucleus
Molecular function (GO): DNA-binding transcription repressor activity, RNA polymerase II-specific; DNA-binding transcription activator activity, RNA polymerase II-specific; RNA polymerase II cis-regulatory region sequence-specific DNA binding
Source: RefSeq, a predicted model, not a curated record